CCCCUUGCAACUGUCAUCUGUCACAUUUUUCAGAGAGGUUUGUUUUAAGUUGUAUUUUCCAUUUUCUACUAGAAAAACCAUUAAAAAAACUUAAAAAAUGUCGAUUGUUGCGAGCCCUUUGUCCGUAGCGGGCCAAAGAACGUCCGGCGCCCCGGUACGCACCCAAAACGUAAUGGCGGCAGCCUCAAUAGCCAACAUUGUAAAAAGUUCCCUGGGCCCAGUGGGCUUAGACAAAAUGUUGGUAGAUGAUAUCGGUGAUGUCACUGUUACCAAUGAUGGGGCCACCAUCUUAAAACUCCUAGAAGUAGAACAUCCUGCUGCUAGAGUGUUGGUUGAGCUGGCUCAACUGCAAGAUGAAGAGGUCGGAGAUGGUACCACUUCUGUAGUUAUUAUUGCUGCAGAGUUAUUGAAGAAUGCCGAUGAAUUGGUGAAACAAAAAAUCCAUCCGACAUCAAUUAUUAGUGGGUACAGGUUGGCCUGCAAGGAAGCUUGCAGAUACAUCCAAGAUCAUUUAACUAUUCCGGUGGAGGAGCUUGGCAAAGAAAGUAUUAUUAAUGUGGCCAAAACUUCUAUGAGUUCUAAAAUUAUCGGAGCUGAUGCCGACUUAUUCUCAGCAAUGACUGUUGAUGCUGCUUAUGCGGUGAAAAUUAAUGACCCUAAAGGAAAUCCUUUGUAUCCCAUUAAGGCAGUCAAUAUUUUGAAGGCGCAUGGAAAAAGUGCAAGGGAGAGUAUUCUGGUUCAAGGAUAUGCCCUGAAUUGCACAGUAGCAAGUCAAGCGAUGCCAAAGAAAAUUGUAAAUGCCAAAAUCGCUUGCUUGGACUUCUCAUUGCAAAAGGUAAAAAUGAAGAUGGGUGUCCAGGUACUUAUCAAUGAUCCAGAGAAACUGGAGGGUGUGAGGGCCCGAGAACUGGAUAUCACUAAGGAAAGAAUCCAGAAAAUAUUGGCUACUGGCGUAAAUGUUAUUUUAUGUUCAGGAGGUAUCGACGAUCUUUGCCUUAAAUACUUUGUUGAAGCAGGCGCCAUGGGAGUCAGGAGAGUUAAGAAAGUCGACUUAAAACGUAUCGCGAAAGCCACAGGGGCAACAUUCGUGACCUCUCUAUCAAAUAUGGAUGGUGAGGAAUCGUUUGAACCCAGCAUGGUAGGAGAAGCCGGCGAGGUCGUACAAGAAAGAAUCUCCGAUGACGAACUCAUCAUUAUUAAGAAUCCGAAACAGCGUACGGCAGCCUCAAUAAUCCUGCGUGGUCCUAACGACUUUUACUGCGACGAAAUGGAGAGAUCCGUCCACGACGCCUUGUGCGUAGUGAAAAGGGUGUUGGAAUCGAAAAGUGUGGUAGUAGGAGGGGGAGCGGUCGAGGCAGCGUUGUCCAUUUAUUUGGAAAACUUCGCGACAACUUUGAGCAGCAGGGAACAGUUGGCGAUCGCGGAAUUCGCCAGGAGUUUAUUGGUUAUCCCGAAAACUUUGGCCGUGAAUGCUGCCAAAGACGCGACCGAUUUAGUGGCUAAAUUACGGGCGUUCCAUAAUUCUAGUCAAACGAAGGUAGAACACGCCAACCUAAAAUACGUCGGUCUGGAUCUCCUGGAGGGCGUGGUAAAAGACAACAAAAAAGCCGGAGUAUUGGAACCGACAAUCUCGAAAAUAAAAUCGCUUAAAUUCGCCACGGAGGCGGCCAUCACAAUCCUGAGAAUAGACGACAUGAUCAAGCUGGACCCCGUUGAAAAAUCGGGCAAAAGUUACCAACAAGCGAUGCAGAGCGGAGAACUGUACGAUUAGACGUAAAUGAUUCAUCACUUUUGCUUAGUUUAAUUUUUUACUUAUUAUUCGCGUUAGUUAUCGGUCCAUUAAUCAUUUUGGCAUUUCAGCUUUUUUAACGGUAAUUAUAACGUUUCUUCUUCACAUUAUCUGAAAAAAAGGGAUACGAAUGAGCCAGAGUUUUUUCAUUAACAUUUAGUUUUAAAGCACACCGCUAGUAUUUUAUAAAUAAAUGAUGUUUUUCUUCA
Anthonomus grandis grandis is the source of this 1998-nucleotide messenger RNA. It is a transcript of the gene CCT1, whose product is annotated as T-complex protein 1 subunit alpha. Bases 98 to 1771 code for a protein of 557 amino acids. The transcript is spliced from 9 exons. Gene Ontology annotation, cellular component: chaperonin-containing T-complex. The record is from RefSeq and is a predicted model, not a curated record. NCBI's taxonomy places the organism in Eukaryota, Metazoa, Arthropoda, Insecta, Coleoptera, Curculionidae. Gene Ontology annotation, biological process: protein folding. Gene Ontology annotation, molecular function: ATP binding; ATP-dependent protein folding chaperone; ATP hydrolysis activity.